This is a messenger RNA of Gorilla gorilla gorilla (western lowland gorilla), 2927 nucleotides long. It is a transcript of the gene FIRRM, whose product is annotated as FIGNL1 interacting regulator of recombination and mitosis. The record is from RefSeq and is a predicted model, not a curated record. The coding region runs from base 91 to 2826 and encodes 911 amino acids. NCBI's taxonomy places the organism in Eukaryota, Metazoa, Chordata, Mammalia, Primates, Hominidae. The transcript has 24 exons.
GGCGGAGAGCGCGCAAGGGUUGGCGGGACUGCGAGUUUCCGGUCUGGGCUUUGGCGGGUCUGGUUUGAAGCUCUCCUGUUUGACGAAAGUAUGUCUCAGGAAGGUGCGGUCCCAGCUAGCGCGGUUCCCCUGGAAGAAUUAAGUAGCUGGCCAGAGGAGCUAUGCCGCCGGGAACUGCCGUCCGUCCUGCCCCGACUCCUCUCAUUGUCUCAACAUUCUGACAGUUGGAUUGAGCAUAUUCAAAUUUUGAAAAUUAUUGUAGAAAUGUUUUUACCUCAUAUGAACCACCUGACACUGGAACAGACUUUCUUUUCACAAGUGUUACCAAAGACUGUGAAAUUAUUUGAUGACAUGAUGUAUGAAUUAACCAGUGAAGCCAGAGGACUGUCAAGCCAAAAUUUGGAAAUCCAGACCACUCUAAGGAAUAUUUUACAAACAAUGGUGCAGCUCUUAGGAGCUCUUACAGGAUGUGUUCAGCAUGUCUGUGCCACACAGGAAUCCAUCAUUUUGGAAAAUAUUCAGAGUCUCCCCUCCUCAGUCCUUCAUAUAAUUAAAAGCACAUUUGUGCAUUGUAAGAAUAGUGAAUCUGUGUAUUCUGGGUGUUUACACCUAGUUUCAGACCUUCUCCAGGCUCUUUUCAAGGAGGCCUAUUCUCUUCAAAAGCAGUUAAUGGAACUGCUGGACAUGGUUUGCAUGGACCCUUUAGUAGAUGACAAUGAUGAUAUUUUGAAUAUGGUAAUAGUUAUUCAUUCUUUAUUGGAUAUCUGCUCUGUUAUUUCCAGUAUGGACCAUGCAUUUCAUGCCAAUACUUGGAAGUUUAUAAUUAAGCAGAGCCUUAAGCACCAGUCCAUAAUAAAAAGCCAGUUGAAACACAAAGAUAUAAUUACUAGCUUGUGUGAAGACAUUCUUUUCUCCUUCCAUUCUUGUUUACAGUUAGCUGAGCAGAUGACACAGUCAGAUGCACAGGAUAAUGCUGACUACAGAUUAUUUCAGAAAACACUCAAAUUGUGUCGUUUUUUUGCCAACUCCCUUUUGCACUACGCUAAGGAAUUUCUUCCUUUCCUCUCUGAUUCUUGCUGUACUUUGCACCAACUGUAUCUUCAGAUACACAGCAAGUUUCCUCCAAGCCUUUAUGCUACCAGGAUUUCUAAAGCACACCAAGAGGAAAUAGCAGGUGCUUUCCUAGUGACACUGGAUCCACUUAUCAGUCAGCUGCUCACAUUUCAGCCUUUCGUGCAGGUGGUUUUGGACAGUAAAUUAGACCUGCCAUGUGAACUACAGUUUCCACAAUGUCUUCUUCUGGUUGUUGUCAUGGAUAAGCUGCCAUCUCAGCCUAAGGAAGUGCAAACCCUGUGGUGCACAGACAGCCAGGUCUCAGAAACUACAACCAGGAUAUCUCUACUCAAAGCCAUUUUCUACAGUUUUGAGCAGUGUUCUGGUGAACUCUCUCUACCUGUUCAUUUACAGGGAUUAAAGAGUAAGGGGAAAGCUGAGGUGGCUGUCACCUUGUAUCAGCAUGUUUGUGUUCAUCUGUGUACAUUUAUUACUUCCUUUCAUCCCUCACUGUUUGCUGAACUGGAUGCUGCUCUGCUGAAUGCUGUACUUAGUGCUAAUAUGAUCACCUCUUUGUUAGCUAUGGAUGCAUGGUGCUUCCUUGCUCGAUAUGGGACUGAUGAACUCUGUGCACACCAUGUCACCAUAGUGGCUCAUCUGAUAAAGUCAUGCCCUGGAGAAUGUUAUCAACUCAUCAACCUAUCAAUACUGUUGAAGCGUCUCUUUUUCUUCAUGGCACCACCCCAUCAGCUGGAGUUUAUCCAGAAAUUUUCCCCAAAAGAAGCAGAAAAUCUGCCUCUGUGGCAACAUAUUUCCUUCCAGGCGUUACCUCCUGAGCUUAGGAAACAAACUGUCCAUGAGGUCACCACAGUAGGCACUGAAGAAUGCAGGAAAUGGCUGAGCAGGAGUCGUACUUUGGGAGAACUAGAAUCUCUGAACACAGUACUGUCUGCUUUGCUUGCAAUAUGUAAUUCUGCUGGUGAAGCUUUGGAUACAGGAAAACAAACUGCAAUUAUGGAAGUUGUGAGUCAGCUUUGGGCUUUUUUAAACAUUAAACAGGUAGCAGAUCAACCUUAUGUUCAACAGACAUUCAGCCUUUUACUUCCACUGUUGGGAUUUUUCAUUCAAACUCUAGAUCCUAAACUGAUACUUCAGGCAGUAACUUUGCAGACCUCACUACUUAAAUUAGAGCUUCCUGACUAUGUUCGUUUGGCAAUGUUGGAUUUUGUAUCUUCUUUAGGAAAACUUUUUAUACCUGAAGCUAUCCAGGACAGAAUUCUGCCCAACCUGUCCUGUAUGUUUGCCUUACUGCUAGCUGACAGGAGUUGGCUGCUAGAACAACAUACCUUGGAGGCGUUUACUCAGUUUGCUGAGGGAACAAAUCAUGAAGAGAUAGUUCCACAGUGUCUCAGUUCUGAAGAAACUAAGAACAAAGUUGUAUCCUUUCUGGAGAAGACUGGGUUUGUAGAUGAAACUGAAGCUGCCAAAGUGGAACGUGUGAAACAGGAAAAAGGUAUUUUCUGGGAACCCUUUGCUAAUGUGACUGUAGAAGAAGCAAAGAGGUCAUCUUUACAGCCUUAUGCAAAAAGAGCUCGUCAGGAGUUCCCCUGGGAAGAAGAGUACAGGUCAGCGCUGCAUACAAUAGCAGGGGCUUUGGAAGCAACUGAGUCACUACUCCAAAAGGGUCCUGCUCCAGCCUGGCUUUUAAUGGAAAUGGAGGCGCUCCAAGAAAGGAUGGAUAAGCUAAAACGUUAUAUACAUACUCUAGGGUGAAACUUAUCACUAGGCAGAACUGGGUUUGAUGCUUUGUCAACUGAAAAUACUUAUGUCUGUACAUUUUCUAACAGAUAUAAAACAAAUUUUGUAAAGUUGAA